AUGGCAACCGAUAAAGUUAAAGUGGCUGUGCGCGUUCGGCCCAUGAAUCGCCGAGAGGUGGAUCUUGCUGCAAAAUGUGUUGUAAAUAUGGAUACCACGCAGACUGUGCUGUAUCAUCCAAAAGACAGCAUUAUACAAUCAAGUUCGAAAACACCUUCUCCCUCAGAAGAGAUUGGGGAAUCUGGAGGACGAAAGGCACCAAAGACCUUUGCAUUCGAUCAUUGCUUUUGGUCAAUGGAUGAGAAAGAUCCUAAAUUUGUGGGCCAAGCGAAAGUAUUUGAGUGCCUCGGCCGUGACAUCUUGGAAUUGGCCUAUGAAGGUUAUAAUGGCUGUAUUUUCGCAUAUGGACAAACUGGUUCAGGCAAGUCCUAUACAAUGAUGGGCACUGCAGAUGAAAAAGGAAUAAUUCCUCGUUUGUGUGAUGCCCUUUUUGAAAAAAUAGCCUCAAAUGAUGAUCCUGAGCUAACAUACAAAGUGGAAGUUUCCUACAUGGAGAUAUAUAAUGAGAAAGUUCAUGACCUUCUUGACCCCAAAGGAGGCAAGCAAAACCUGCGGGUUCGAGAGCAUAACAUCUUGGGCCCUUAUGUUGAUGGACUCUCAACGUUAGUAGUAUCAUCAUUUGAGGAUAUUGACAACUUAAUGAAUGAAGGUAACAAGUCUAGGACUGUAGCAGCAACAAAUAUGAAUAGUGAGAGCAGCCGCUCACAUGCAGUUUUCAAUAUUAUUGUCACUCAGACUCUAGUGGACACUGAAUCUAUGGUGAGUGGUGAGAAAGUCAGCAAGCUAAGUUUGGUGGAUUUGGCUGGCAGUGAACGAGCUCAGAAGACUGGUGCUGUCGGUGAACGCUUGAAAGAAGGAAGCAAUAUCAACAAAUCACUCACCACACUAGGUCUUGUUAUCUCUGCAUUAGCUGACCAGGCAGCUGGCAAGAAUAAAAACAAAUUUGUGCCAUAUCGAGAUUCUGUUCUAACAUGGCUUCUGAAGGACAAUCUUGGUGGCAACAGCAAGACUGUGAUGGUAGCAACUGUAAGCCCAGCAGCUGAUAAUUAUGAAGAAACACUAUCUACUUUGCGCUAUGCUGAUCGUGCAAAGCGAAUUAUCAAUCAUGCCGUGGUCAAUGAGGAUCCAAAUGCUCGCAUCAUUCGAGAACUUCGUGAGGAAGUUGUUAUGUUACGCAACCAACUCAGUGAAGCACAGAGCAUGAAAGCCCCUGAUUUGAAAGAACGUCUCGAAGAGUCAGAGAAGCUUAUCAAAGAAAUGACAAAGACUUGGGAAGAAAAAUUGGCUGAAACAGAAAAAAUUCAUCAAGAAAGACACAAAGCCCUGGAAAACAUGGGCAUUUCUGUGCAGACAUCAGGCAUCAAGGUGGAACAGAGCCGCUAUUAUUUGGUCAAUCUGAAUGCUGAUCCUUCCCUCAAUGAACUCCUUGUCUAUUACCUCAAGUUUUUCUUCUCCCAACCACUUUUGUUUUCCUACUUCUCUAUUAUCUGGAUUCACCUUACCCUUCUUUCUUUGUCUACCUAUUUUCACCAAUUCUUUCUUUCAAGCUUUCUCUCACCUACUAUUUGUCUCUCUCAUUCACCUUCUCUCAUUGCCUCUUCCCUGCUGACUAAUUCUGUCUCUUUUGUACACACUCUCAUUAAGUUGAUUUGGCCUUCUCUCUUUUUCUGUACCUAUAUCGUUCAUUAUUUGUCUGACUUUGUUCAUUUCUCUGGUUUCUUUUUAUUCUCUGCUUUUUGUUCACAUAUCACUUUUUUAAUGUGUUUUCGAUAA
This is a messenger RNA of Acanthosepion pharaonis, 1773 nucleotides long. Lineage: Eukaryota; Metazoa; Mollusca; Cephalopoda; Sepiida; Sepiidae. The record is from the annotation of a GenBank genome assembly.